GACAUUUGCAUGUCCCUACAAUAAUACCCAGUAACUCUAGAGACAGUACCAUAGUUACAUGGAAGGAGGGACAUUUCCUGAGCCACAGAAGAAGACGUAAAAGACUCUAGAGAAUAAGGGCUGUUAGAAGUGAUUCGUGAACGUGUCAUUCUGAAUACCUUUAACUGGGUUGGUCUAGGUUAUGUCGCCAACCUGCAAACAUCCACCCUCUCACCAGUGGGGGAAGUUUGUCUAUAGAAGAUAAGCAAAGUGGAAGUUUUGCAACCCUCACAGGGUAUGAGUUGCUUAAGGAGUAUUCUCAACCAUGUUUGAGACUGGCUUGAAUAAAAAGGAGGAAGAAAAUGGACCACAGAGGGAGGUUUGUGAUAUGGUCACGAUAUCGCUGUUAUUUCUUUAUUGUUUUUUUGGCUUUGACCCUAAUUAUCUACAACACUGACCUAGUGGAAAGGACUGAGGACUUAGUCCCUAAAUGGUGGAUGAGGUUUGGUCAAGUUGUGAGUACGGUAGUUCCUGUCAUUACUACAUACUCAAACAGUACUGCCACCGUCAUUCAGAAUGCAACUCUCCAACAAGGAAUUGAACUCAGUGUCACAAACAUUAAUACCACCAUGGAGAAUUCAACCGUGACAGAGGCACUAACUGUACCCAAUCUCCUCCCGGCAAAACAAUCAGUGCCAAUUGAACCUUAUAUUUCACCAGGAUCUUUCCAUGUGGAAUACCCUCAUGAGUAUCACUUCAUUGUGGAUGAGCCUAAGGAAUGUCAGGAGAAGAAUCCCUUCCUGGUUCUAAUGGUGCCAGUUGCACCUCACAACAGGAUGGCUCGUGAUGCCGUCCGCAGUACCUGGGGCACUGAGAGUCUGAUUCUGGGCAAAGUGGUGAGUCUGUUCUUCCUGUUGGGACUGCCAAGUGGAGAAGGGGCAGAGAAGCUCCAAGAGCAGGUGCUGCAGGAGAGCAGAGAACAUAGAGACCUUCUGCAGAGUGACUUCACAGACAGCUACAAAAACCUGACCAUCAAGACCAUGAUGAUGCUGGAGUGGCUGAGCUUUCGCUGCCCCAACGCUUCCUACGCCAUGAAGAUUGACUCAGAUAUGUUUCUCAAUGUGAACAGCCUGGUGCACAUGCUGCUGACUGCACCACAGCACGACUACAUGACUGGACUGGUGGCCAAAUGGGCACAUGUUCUACGAGACCCUAACUCCAAAUGGUACCUUCCUGAGAAUGUUUUCCCUGACAAUUUUUAUCCUUCUUAUGCUCUGGGACUGGGCUAUGUCAUGUCGUUAAACCUGCCCAGGAAGCUAGUGGAGGCAUCCAGGCAUGUUAAAGCCAUUUAUAUAGAGGAUGUCUAUCUGGGACUGUGCAUGAAACACCUGGGUAUCCAGCCCACUGACCCUCCCAGUCAGAACCUGUUUCAACUUUUUCCUGUGCCUUAUAAUCGCUGCAGCUAUUCGCAGAUAAUAGCCACCACUACAUACACUAUCACAGAUCAGGUUAACUUCUGGAAAGACUUGCACAAACCUGGACCUACGUGUUAACAUGCCAUUGGAAUAAUAGGUUUUUACAGUGAGCCAUAAACUUUAGAGAUAGUGUUGGGUGGCAGAACUAAAGAUGUUUUAUAUAGGUUAAUCUUCCAUACAGGAUGACGUUUGCUUUACUACCUGCUCAUGUUUGAGUAAAAAAGAAAGGUCAACAUCAACACUGACUUCAGUCAUUAGAGCUUUGUUACAUUAGUAUUCUGUGUAAUAUAAAAAAUAAACGUGUGACAGUGUAGCAAUAAUUCAGCAAUUGAGCAUAAACCAAAAUUACAUUAAAACAAGCCAUUGCAUUUAUUAUCUAAAAAGUCUAUAAAGCAUGUAUGCACUAGCAAUGACAUGGAAAAUAAGAAACAUGUAAACUGUCUCAGGCUGUGUUUAGUUGUAUGUCCUGCCCUGUCUUUAUAUUGAUGUGCAUUAUUAUUUUUUUUUUAUGUGGGUGUGUUUCUAACUGCAGGGCUCACCGGUAAAAUAUACUUUUUCCCCUUGUUGUAACACCCUUAUAACAAGGACAUACAGUUAUAUUGGACUUUAAAAAAUUAGACAAACUGUAAAUAAUUUGGCAGUUUUCCACGUAAAGUAAAAAGUUGCUUUUUAGAUUUGCAGACAGACAGACAUGACCUGAAAUGGUACAAAGGUAAGCGGUAAACUGCCAGAGGUAAAAAAAAAAAAAGGUUUACAUUUUUCGAUUUACAAAGGAAGACAGACAGACCAUUAUAACCCUCAAAAGUGUAGGUCUUUACUUAAGAUAGAAUAUGCAAAGAAAGCCAAGGUGUCAGUGAGUACCGUUUCCAUCAAAAGGGAACUAGAGGAACUAGAGGAAACUCUGACAGCGAAGUACAGACCCAAAGCCACAACCAAAUUAGUUUCAACAAUCAUCAACUGAGACUUGCUAACUUCGACAAGUGUUAAGCUGUACUUGAAGCUGUUGUCCUGUGAGCCGCCUAUCACGCAAGCUGCUGACUUUCAGAAACAUGUUUUCUGAACUGCUUAAAUUUC
Molecule: messenger RNA, 2528 nt
Organism: Hypomesus transpacificus
Lineage: Eukaryota; Metazoa; Chordata; Actinopteri; Osmeriformes; Osmeridae
Product: beta-1,3-galactosyltransferase 2-like
Exons: 2
Coding region: 342-1532 (396 amino acids)
Cellular component (GO): membrane
Molecular function (GO): N-acetyl-beta-D-glucosaminide beta-(1,3)-galactosyltransferase activity
Source: RefSeq, a predicted model, not a curated record